AUCAUAAGUAGACAACAGCAAUGGUGAAAUGAAAAAAACACAAAGCCUCUAUCUCUCUCUCGUUUUGUGUUUUCUUGCAAUGGAAUUCGGAAGUAUCCUUCAGUUUCUUGAGAACAAGAAUCUUUUUGUCACUGGUGUAACUGGGUUUCUUUCUAAAAUUUUUGUGGAGAAGAUACUAAGGGUUCAACCGAAUGUGAAGAAGCUUUAUCUUCUUUUAAGAGCUUCAGAUGCUACCUCUGCAAAUCAUCGCUUUCACAAUGAGGUGAUAAGGAAGGACUUAUAUAGAGUUGCGAAGGAAAAAUUGGGUGCAAAUUUUGAUGCUAUUAUAUCCAAAAAGAUUAAUAUUAUUUCUGGUGAUAUCUGUUAUGAGGACUUGGGAAUUAAAGACUCUUCCUUGAGAGAAGAGAUGAAGAAUGAAUUGGAUAUUGUACUUAAUUUUGCAGCCACCACCCGCUUUGAUGAACGAUACGAUAUUGCAUUUGGAACCAACACUAUUGGAGCUAAGAAUGUUAUGUGCUUUGCCAAACUUUGCCUAAAACUAAAGUUGUUUGUUCACAUAUCUACUGCUUAUGUUUGUGGAGAAAGUUCAGGACUGAUACCAGAAAACCCCUAUCGCUUGGGUGAGACACUUAACGGUGUUUCUGGGCUAGAUAUUGAAGAAGAGAAGAAAUUGAUUGAUACCAAAUUAGAUGAACUCAAAGCUGAGAGAGCUACAGAAACAGAAAUUAAACAUGCCAUGAAAGAUAUGGGUAUCAAAAGAGCAAGGAGAUAUGGAUGGCCAAACACUUAUGUGUUUACCAAGGCUAUGGGAGAAAUGCUUGUAGGACACUUGAAAGAAAAUCUUCCUUUGGUGAUCAUACGUCCCUCUAUGAUUACUAGUACUUACAAGGAACCUUUCCCUGGUUGGAUUGAAGGUGCAAGAACCAUCGAUGCAUUAACUCUUAGCUAUGGUAAAGGAAGAUUAACUUUCUUUGUUGCAGGGCCUGCAUUAAUUAUUGAUGUGAUACCAGGUGACAUGGUGGUGAAUGCCAUAAUUGUGGCUAUGGUGGCUCAUGCAAAUCAACCUUGUGAUGAAGUCAUUUAUCAUGUGGGAUCAUCAGUCAGAAAUCCUAUUAGAUGUUCUAGUUUCAAAGAUUACCUCAUUCGCCACUUCACAAAGAAACCAUGGAUCAACCAGAAUGGAAAGCCAGUGAAGGUUGUUAGUAAACCUACCAUGCUCAAUUGCGUCUCCAACUUUCAAAGAUUUAUAAGGAUUCGCUACCUCCCAUUAUUAAAGGGACUAAAACUAGCAAACAUAAUAUCCUGCCAAAGUUUUCAAGGUACAUAUAGCAAUCUGAGUAGAAGAAUUAAACUUGUGAAGCGACUGGUUGAACUAUACCAGCCAUACCUAUUCUUCCAUGGAAUUUUUGAUGAUUUCAAUUUAGACAAGUUAAGAACAGCAGCAGAAGAGAAUGGGAUAGAGACGGAUAUCUUUUUAAUGGAUCCUAAGUUAAUUGAUUGGGAUGAUUAUUUCUUGAAUACACAUAUUCCUGGCAUGGUAAAAUAUGUCUUUUAACUAUAAUUGAAACAGCAAUUAAAUAUUGUUUUUAAAAAAAAAACUGUAAUUAAGUGAGCAAUAUUUUUCUCUUUGGAUUUUACUUUUAAUCAUUAAUGAAAGGUUUGAGGAUUAAUAUGAA
Messenger RNA from Hevea brasiliensis (rubber tree), 1676 nucleotides. Its product is annotated as fatty acyl-CoA reductase 3. The record is from RefSeq and is a predicted model, not a curated record. Gene Ontology annotation, cellular component: intracellular membrane-bounded organelle. Gene Ontology annotation, biological process: suberin biosynthetic process; long-chain fatty-acyl-CoA metabolic process. NCBI's taxonomy places the organism in Eukaryota, Viridiplantae, Streptophyta, Magnoliopsida, Malpighiales, Euphorbiaceae. Gene Ontology annotation, molecular function: alcohol-forming very long-chain fatty acyl-CoA reductase (NADP+) activity. Bases 29 to 1555 code for a protein of 508 amino acids. The transcript has 10 exons.